Elgaria multicarinata webbii is the source of this 2188-nucleotide messenger RNA. RefSeq names its product actin related protein 2 (gene ACTR2). NCBI's taxonomy places the organism in Eukaryota, Metazoa, Chordata, Lepidosauria, Squamata, Anguidae. Gene Ontology annotation, cellular component: actin cortical patch; Arp2/3 protein complex. Gene Ontology annotation, molecular function: actin filament binding. Gene Ontology annotation, biological process: Arp2/3 complex-mediated actin nucleation. The transcript is spliced from 10 exons. Bases 7 to 1191 code for a protein of 394 amino acids. The record is from RefSeq and is a predicted model, not a curated record.
GGACACAUGGAUACGCUGGGCAGGAAAGUGGUCGUCUGCGACAACGGCACCGGGUUUGUGAAAUGUGGAUAUGCAGGAUCCAAUUUUCCAGAACACAUCUUCCCAGCUUUGGUUGGAAGACCGAUUAUUCGCUCAACUGCUAAAGUGGGAAACAUAGAAAUCAAGGAUCUUAUGGUCGGUGAUGAAGCAAGUGAACUGAGAUCAAUGUUGGAAGUUAAUUACCCUAUGGAGAAUGGCAUUGUCCGGAACUGGGACGAUAUGAAACAUCUUUGGGAUUAUACCUUUGGACCAGAAAAACUUAACAUUGAUACAAAAAACUGUAAAAUACUUCUUACGGAACCUCCUAUGAAUCCAACAAAGAACAGAGAAAAGAUUGUGGAGGUAAUGUUUGAAACAUACCAGUUUUCUGGGGUCUAUGUAGCUAUUCAAGCAGUACUCACUCUGUAUGCACAAGGUUUACUGACUGGUGUUGUUGUAGAUUCUGGAGAUGGUGUUACACACAUCUGUCCAGUUUAUGAAGGCUUCUCUCUUCCACAUCUCACCAGGAGGCUAGAUAUUGCUGGUAGAGAUAUUACCAGAUACCUCAUCAAGCUGCUUUUACUACGAGGCUAUGCCUUCAACCAUUCUGCUGAUUUUGAGACGGUUCGUAUGAUUAAAGAAAAGCUCUGCUAUGUGGGCUACAACAUUGAACAGGAGCAGAAACUGGCCUUGGAAACUACUGUUCUGGUUGAGUCCUACACGCUCCCAGAUGGAAGAAUUAUUAAAGUUGGUGGUGAACGGUUUGAGGCACCGGAAGCUCUGUUCCAGCCUCACUUGAUCAAUGUGGAAGGGGUUGGCGUUGCUGAGCUUCUGUUCAACACCAUCCAGGCUGCUGAUAUUGACACUAGGUCUGAGUUCUAUAAGCACAUUGUGUUAUCUGGAGGUUCCACUAUGUACCCUGGGCUGCCUUCACGACUGGAACGUGAACUUAAACAGCUUUACCUGGAACGGGUCCUAAAAGGUGAUGUGGAAAAGCUUUCAAAAUUUAAGAUUCGCAUUGAAGAUCCUCCUCGUCGAAAGCACAUGGUGUUCCUGGGUGGUGCGGUUCUAGCAGACAUCAUGAAGGACAAAGACAACUUCUGGAUGACCAGACAAGAAUACCUAGAGAAAGGGGGGCAUGUGCUUGAGAAGCUUGGCGUGACUGUGCGAUAAACUCAGAAGCUUAUUCCCAUCAAAGCUUUGAUCCUCUCAUUCCUUUAUUGCCAAUCUUUGAACUCAUUCAGCUACACGACAUGGAAAGGCCUGUUUCUGCCCUUUGACCCAAAGGCCAGGUUUUGUUCUGGUUCCUUUUUAUUUGAUAACGUGGCUAUAUUUGACUACUUAAUUGGACCACUUCUCUGCAAACAAAACUUAGGGCAAGAGUGACCAGUCUACUGCCUUGUUCGUUCCCAGUAGGCAGUUGGGUAAUUCCAGUAGCCUUUUUCUUCUUGCUUUAUUGCUGUAAUGCUGUCGGCUUUUGUCUGUAGCUCAUCAUGGAUGGAAUCGCAUUGUUAGCAUGAGAAAAUCUUUGGACAGGAGCGCUUUACUAUCAUGUGGUUGGUUGUAGUAGUUUAUCUUUGCAUCCUUCUGCCUUCAGUGCUGUACUAUUCAGUGUCUUUAUAUCUUUGCUUAGGAACUCGGAAAUCCGGUCAAACUGCCAGCAUAUUUUUUUAAUGCUAUCCAAGGAUAUUUUGGGUUCCAUAAACAUAAGCCUUCUGAAAUUAAUCACCAUGGAAAUUGUCUUUGGAUCUCUGAAUCAAGUAGCAAAGUUGAGGGAAAACUUCUAUAUUGCUUUUCCUAAAAGAGCAGCAAUUUGCAUGGCUGCUGCUCCAAAUUAAUUAUCUGGACCUUUUGGAUUUUUCUCUCUCAUGUGUAUAUUUCUAGCUUUAUGAAGUGGCCGUAGAUAGUCUUUUCUCAUAUGGAAUGCAUACAGUUAGUUUCUUCUUCCUAUAUUUUUCCUUUUGUUUUUGGUACCAUAUAUUUUAUUGCCAUUGGGCUUAAAGGGUGGUGUUUUUUUUUUUUUAAUGGGCAACAUUAGAAUGUCAUCUGGGACUGGAUUUCCCAGAUAUAAUCUAUUGAAAGUAAUAUGUUCAAAAAAGUCUGUGAACUUUAAUUACUGGUACAACACUACAAAAACAUUGAAUUGUAUUAAAUUUUGAACACACAGUAA